AUGCAAGCUUUUAACCAAAAGAAAGCUUCCAUCCUUCAAGAGAUAGGCGGAAACUCCCUGGAUUCUCCUGAUGCGUCUCCUAAAGGUACCAUUGAUUCCCUAUGUCUCCCCAUCAUCGAAGUGAUUAACUCCCAUCCAGACAUGGUAACAACAUCGCUGUGCUCAGGAAGAGUGUCAGUCUUCCUUGAAGGUAUCAAAAAGGAAAGUCAGAUUGGUGCUAAGGGAAAUGAAGGUCGCUGGCUCUUUGUUACUCACCAUCCUGAGGAUCUUCCACAAUGGCAUAAGAAGCUUGAUCUCAAGUAUGAGGAACCACAAUCGAUGGAGGAUAGUCAGCGUUACAUUCUUUUCAAAUUUGAACCUCUCAUAUUGCAUGUGAAGUGCCGUGAUUUGGCCACGUCGAACCUACUAUACUCAACAGCAAUGGGCUGUGGCUUCAGAGAAAGUGGUAUUGGCAGUAACAACAUAGUGGGAAUCAGAACUUCCAUCAAGCUUGACGUUCCCAUUGGCUGCCUUGACGGAGAACAAUUGGUAUCUUUUGUUUCUGAAUCAUACCUCGAGCUCAUCACUAAGCUUUCAUUAGACAGGUUCACCGAAAACUUCAAGAAGAUGGAUACGCUCAAAAACGCUAUAACACUGAUGGGUCAGGCGAAAGUUCCUGAUGCGAAGGAAACCAAGGAGGAACGUCGGAUUCGCAAGAUGAAAGAAGGAAUGGCAAGAAGAGAUGGUGUCAGAGAAGAAAAAGAGAAAAAGAAAAGAGAAAAAGAGCUUCUUCAAUCACAAGAACAGAAGCAGGAGAAAAGUUGA
Candidozyma haemuli is the source of this 804-nucleotide messenger RNA. RefSeq names its product tRNA methyltransferase. Bases 1 to 804 code for a protein of 267 amino acids. The transcript has a single exon. The record is from RefSeq and is a predicted model, not a curated record. Gene Ontology annotation, molecular function: tRNA methyltransferase activity. Gene Ontology annotation, biological process: tRNA methylation. NCBI's taxonomy places the organism in Eukaryota, Fungi, Ascomycota, Pichiomycetes, Serinales, Metschnikowiaceae. Gene Ontology annotation, cellular component: cytoplasm.